This is a messenger RNA of Monascus purpureus, 543 nucleotides long. The record is from the annotation of a GenBank genome assembly. Lineage: Eukaryota; Fungi; Ascomycota; Eurotiomycetes; Eurotiales; Aspergillaceae.
AUGAGCACAUUGAAAAGGCAGCACACACCCUCAACAAGGCCAAAUUCCCCCCAUGUACCCAGGGCAGCAAGUGUACAAUCUUCUGGGAUCUCAGACCACAUCCAUACCCUAACCAUCACUUCCACACUGACCUCAACUACCCAACUGAGUUUCCUGACUUUUGACAUAUGGCACCUAUCUCUACCGCAAGUCACGGCUUUUCUGGACAUUCCUGACCCUCCAAUCGGGUGCCCAGCUGCAGAUGAUCCGUACUACAUGCUCACCUUGGACUCACGCAUUCAGGAUAUGAACAUCCUCACCCACAGUCGCCAGCCAGCUUAUGAGGGCUACUACCCUAUCAAGAUGCCUACCCCUGCCCGGUACAUUAAGGCCAUGUUUCUGCUCUAUCUCCGAGAUCUUGCGGGGCAAAGAACACUGGGCCACUGGAAAAUUGAGCUAAAUUACCUGAUUAGCUAUGUCCUAGAAGAUGGAGUCAAUCUUCAGCUGGACGAUCUUGCUGAACCAUUCCGUGAGUGGGCUGGACGGCAAAUACCUGGUGUAUGA